AUGGCUCUACGCAAAGAAAGAGUUCCAACACAACCACCUUCCAUUCCCUUGCUAUCCAUCACCAGCUAUUCGAUCCCCUUCAAGGUCCCUGGAAGCCAAAGAGACCGCCAACUUCUCCACUACUUUUGCGUGCAAGGGGCAUCGGAGAUCUCGGGGUUUCUCACCUCCGACUUCUGGUCCGAGAUUGUUCUUCGAGAGAGUCAUCAAGAUUCGGCACUACGGCAAGCACUUGUUGCCAUGAGUUCACUGCAUUUGGACUACAUUACUUCAGAUCCAGUGAAAAGCCAAGCUGCAAGUAUUGAGACGUUGGAUAAUUAUGGCAAAGCCAUGCGUACAGUAAGGAAGAGACUUGCGCAAUCAUCGCCCGACACAACGAAAGUUGCACUUAUUUGCUGUGUCAUAUUCUACUGCUGUGAGAAUACUUUGGGAAAUCCAGACACAGCUCAACAACAUCUAAGCAAUGGUCUUGAACUCCUCAAGUCUAUCUCGAGGCACUCAACGCAAAUGGAAAAGGCCGAGAUGAAAGGGUUAAGGACAAUCUUUGAGCGACUCGAUAUGCAAGCUAGCUUCUUUCAAGAUGACCGCGUACCAAUUCUGAGUCUACCGCACUGGGAAGAACACAAAGCAGAGUAUGAUGCGUUGGUGCCGAAAAGGUGUUUCUCCACGCUGCAGGAAGCUCAUGAGAGCCUCAUCAAGCUUCAGUCGUGGCUCUACAGCUUCAUCAACAAAAAUGCCGAUGUUUACAAAGCAGGAAUUGAGUCCUUGAGUCCGGUUGUGCUGGACGAGAAAGCCGCGUUGGUAGCAGCAUACAAUUAUUGGAGCUACGCAGUCGAGAACUUUCAACUUGCCGAGGCACACGAUGAGCACACUAAAUAUGGUCUCAGAUUCUUACUUGUUCAUUCCAAAAUCUGCCAGAUGAUCGUGGACUCCAAGUUCCCUGUCAAUGACGAAAUAUUUGGAGCAUCACCCAAUCCAGCCGCGCAUGAAGUAUUGGAUCUGGUAGAGACACUGCUUGACUACACAGCUAAGCUGAAUUCUUCUCCAAGCGCAACCCAAACUCCACGUCGAAACUUUUCGCUGGAAAGUGGAGUUGUUGCACCGCUGUUCGCGCUGGCUCUUAAGUGUUCAGAUGAGUCGGUGGCUACAAGAGCCGCGCAGAUGCUUUCUUUGUCUCAGAGAAGAGAGGGUUUGUAUGAUGCUCAGACUAUGGCAAUGAUUCUCACUCAUCUGAGGAAGUCAAGAGAUGGGGAAAAGGAAGUGAAGGCUGAACUUGAAAGUAGCAACGCUGCUACAAGUGCCCUGGAGUAUCAUAUCCCGAACGGUUAUGAGGGCGGUGGAAUUCAUAAGCUACUCGUCUCAAUGAGUAUAUAA
Molecule: messenger RNA, 1371 nt
Organism: Fusarium pseudograminearum CS3096
Lineage: Eukaryota; Fungi; Ascomycota; Sordariomycetes; Hypocreales; Nectriaceae
Exons: 1
Coding region: 1-1371 (456 amino acids)
Source: RefSeq, a predicted model, not a curated record